Molecule: messenger RNA, 1122 nt
Organism: Anopheles merus
Lineage: Eukaryota; Metazoa; Arthropoda; Insecta; Diptera; Culicidae
Gene: Nubp1
Product: cytosolic Fe-S cluster assembly factor NUBP1 homolog
Exons: 1
Coding region: 121-1104 (327 amino acids)
Biological process (GO): iron-sulfur cluster assembly
Cellular component (GO): cytosol
Molecular function (GO): ATP binding; ATP-dependent FeS chaperone activity; 4 iron, 4 sulfur cluster binding
Source: RefSeq, a predicted model, not a curated record
UCUCCAGGCACAGUUUGUUUACAUCCUGCCGUGCCGUAAGCAGCGAUACGCAGCGAGCUGCGAAAACCGAAUUUUCCCUUUUUUGUUGUGUAGUUUUCCGCGCUUUACUUUCUUCACACAAUGAGCAGUGGUGCCGACGUUCCAAGCGAUGCACCAGACCACUGUCCCGGCACACAGAGCGACAAUGCGGGCAAAGCGUCGGCGUGUGCCGGCUGCCCCAAUCAGCAGCUGUGUGCGACCGGUCCGAAAGGGCCCGAUCCGGCCAUCGCGCUGGUCCGGCAGAAGCUAGCCGACGUGCGCAACAAGCUGCUGGUGCUGUCCGGCAAGGGUGGCGUGGGCAAGAGCACAGUGACGGCGCUCCUCUCCCGUGCCAUGGCCCACCGCAACCCGGACGAGAACUUUGGCGUGCUCGAUAUCGACAUCUGCGGUCCGUCGCAGCCACGCGUGCUCGGUGUGCUCGGUGAGCAGGUGCACCAGAGCGGUUCGGGCUGGUCGCCGGUGUACAUCGAGGACAAUCUCAGCCUGAUGUCGAUCGGCUUCCUGCUCGGCAGCCCGGACGAUGCAAUCAUCUGGCGGGGGCCGAAGAAGAACGGCAUGAUACGCCAGUUCCUGACCGAGGUCGACUGGGGACAGCUGGACUACCUGGUGCUGGAUACGCCGCCCGGCACGUCCGACGAGCAUCUGUCCGCGACGACCUUCCUCAAGGGGACGGACGGUUCGUGGGGCGCAGUGCUGGUGACGACGCCGCAGGAGGUCGCGCUGCUCGACGUGCGCAAGGAGAUAUCGUUCUGCAAGAAGCUUGCCAUCCCGGUGGUGGGCGUGAUCGAGAACAUGAGCGCGUUCGUGUGCCCCAAGUGCACGACCGAGACGCGCAUCUUCCCGGCCCGGACUAGCGGCGGAGGCGGCGGCGCCGAACAGAUGUGCAUCGAGAUGGAGGUACCGUACCUGGGCCAGCUGCCGCUCGAUCCGCGCCUCACGAAGUGCUGCGAUGAGGGGAAAGAUUUCAUCACCGAGUUCCCGACCAGCCCGGCGGUGGUGGCGCUGGAGGAGAUCGUCACGAAAGUGAGACAGUUUUUUGGCGACGGAAAGGGCGAACGGCAAUAAAACUGCAUUCCGGUUGAA